AUGUAUGAAGAAAUGAACUUAAAAAUUGUAAUAGCUAAUAUACUUAAUGAGAAGCGAUAUAGCCAUUGUAGGUUAUGUUUUAAAAAUCUUACGGAACAAUAUGUUCGCUUUGAUGAUGCGGUAUCAUUGCACCCGGAAAGUGGUGUAUUUCAACCCCUAUCCGAAAUCUUACUUAAACUAUUGGGCGAAAAUAUAUGUGAGGAGAUAAAGGGUGUUGAAGCUGUGUGUACAGAUUGUGUGGACAAUGCACUGUUGUCAGCCCGCUUUGUAGAGAAGUGCCAAAAUUCAACACAAGCCUUAAAUGAAGUGUUCAAUAAUAUGAGCAAUACUUUAGAUGUGGAUAUAGAUAAUAAAGACAACAAUAAAACAUUAUAUGUUGUAAUAGAAGAUCUAGAGUCUAAACUAUUAGUAGUAAAGAAAACGGAUGAAAGAAACAGUGAUCAGGGAACAUAUGAAUGUGAAGUGUGCACGGAUAGUUUUGAUACAUUUACAGAAUUAAAAGUACAUAAUUUGACCAAUCAUGGUACUUUGACAUGUGAUAAAUGCUAUGAUACAUUUGAUAGUAAUACUGAAUUUUCCCUUCACGAGAGCCAGCAUCAUGUUUAUAAAUGUCCGGAGUGUCCACAAUACAGAAACACAGAAGAAAGUUUAGAAGACCACCAAAACAGGCUCCACAAUGUUUUCGUGUGUAAGGAAUGUGGAAAACGAUGUCGUGGCCUGUACAAGCUGCAAGUACAUGAAGAGAAGCAUAAGACGAAAAAUUCAUGCCCUAAGUGUGGAAAGUCUUAUACAACGAAGGAAUUCUUUGAUAGGCACGUCAAUUUAUGUCUCAACAACCUUAUAGAUCCUCAUCCGAUUAGAAGCAGCAUGGUUAAAUCAUACUCAUGUGAGAAAUGUGAUAAGGCUUACAGUACUGCCGGGGGGCUUAGAGUGCAUAACAGAUUUGCCCACGGAAAUGCUAAGCCACAUGAGUGUAAGGAAUGUGGGAAACAGUUCACCGCUCCUAGCUAUUUAAAAGUUCAUAUGAUAAAACAUACAGGCGAGAAAAACUUCAAAUGUGAUCUUUGUCAUAGUAAAUUUGUAUCCAAAGAGGCGUUAUUGUAUCACACUCGACGACACACUGGUGAAAAACCUUACAGUUGCAAAUACUGUAAUGAAAGAUUCGUUAAUGCCUCAACAAGGGCUGAGCAUAUCAAAUUCAAACAUGUGGGACCUACAUUAAUGUGUGAAAUAUGUUCUAGAAAGUUUGUCACAAGUCAUUUCUUGAAGCAACAUAUAAAUCGUCAUCACGAUCCUACAAGUAAACUCUACUAUGGCCGGAAUAUGAUCCCACCUAACUUGCCGCUUCAACAGAACAUGAAAAAGGUUGUUAUACACAACUGA
Messenger RNA from Danaus chrysippus (African queen), 1383 nucleotides. The record is from the annotation of a GenBank genome assembly. Lineage: Eukaryota; Metazoa; Arthropoda; Insecta; Lepidoptera; Nymphalidae.